AUGUAUGGCGAACUAGGGAACAAAUUGGUCCAGCAUGCCAAACGUACGCAGUCUCUGGCCCAUUUGCCCCCGUACCAGACCGAGAUAGUACGCUCCGUGACUCGCGAAGUUCGAGACCUCGACAAAGAUGUUGCGCGCCACCUCGCCCCGUUUGAAGGCAGCUUCAACCCCUCCGCGGAACCGGCGGUCGCGUGCGCCCUCCUUGUCGAUCAUCUCUGCAUGCGUCGCAACAAAAGAUGCCUGCUAGCCUACCAUCGCGUUCGUGCAGAGAAGCUCGAGGAGAUGUGUUGGAAGGGCAUUGAUGUGCUGGAGCAGCAACAACCCAGUGAGUCGGACGAGGGACCAGCAAGCUCGCAGAGCGGGGGCCACAGCUCCCUCAGUCCGGAAGAGGAGGAGUAUUUCAGGCAAUACAGUGACCUUCUGGCUGCCUAUAAGGGCCAGUGGACCGAUAUCGACCUUACGGGUAGUUUAGAACCACCCAAGGACCUGUUUAUCGAUGUCCGGGUGCUGAAGGACGCGGGCGAGAUCCAGACCGAAUAUGGCCAGUUCUACGUGCGACAGGGCGACGUCGAACGAUUGAUCGCACAGGGAUUUCUUCAACGGUUAAGUUAA
Messenger RNA from Rasamsonia emersonii CBS 393.64, 612 nucleotides. RefSeq names its product PSF1 domain protein. Gene Ontology annotation, biological process: DNA strand elongation involved in mitotic DNA replication; DNA replication. Lineage: Eukaryota; Fungi; Ascomycota; Eurotiomycetes; Eurotiales; Trichocomaceae. Bases 1 to 612 code for a protein of 203 amino acids. The record is from RefSeq and is a predicted model, not a curated record. Gene Ontology annotation, cellular component: GINS complex. The transcript has 3 exons.